This is a messenger RNA of Chionomys nivalis (European snow vole), 5243 nucleotides long. RefSeq names its product interferon alpha and beta receptor subunit 1 (gene Ifnar1). The transcript has 11 exons. Lineage: Eukaryota; Metazoa; Chordata; Mammalia; Rodentia; Cricetidae. The coding region runs from base 94 to 1737 and encodes 547 amino acids. Gene Ontology annotation, molecular function: protein binding. The record is from RefSeq and is a predicted model, not a curated record.
GAGAGGGCCGCGCUGCUCUGGGAUCCUCUCCGACUCCACAGCGCCGCUGGAGGAGGCCGGGGAUGCGAGCCACUGGUCUGGCCUCCCGACACCAUGCUCGCUCUCCUGGGCUCGGCGGCCCUGGUGCUGGUGGCCGGGGCGCCUUGGGUGCUGCCUGCAGCCGCAGGUGGGGAAGAUCUGGAACCUCCUGGGGAUAUAGACGUCUAUAUUAUAGAUGACAGCUUUACCCUAAAGUGGAGCAGCAAUGAAGAGUCAGUGAACAAUGUGACUUUCUCAGCAGAAUAUCAAACAGAAGAGAUGGAGAACUGGUUAAAGAUGCCCGAGUGUCAACACAUUACGGGGACCGAAUGCAAAUUCCCUUUACCAGAUGCAGAUAUUUUCAACUACAUGAAGUUUCGUGUGAGCGCUGAGAAAGGAAAGUGCACUUCUUCGUGGACUGAGGUCGAGCCAUUCAUUCCAUUUCAGAGAGCUCACAUUGGCCCCCCGGGAGUACGUUUGGAAGCUGAAGACAAAGCUAUAUUAGUCCACAUCUCUCAACCCGGAGAAGGUGGAAAGAUGUGGGCAGCCGAAAAUUUCAACUUCAGAUACCAGAUAGUGUUCUGGCAGAAGUCUUCAGGUGUGACUCAAAAUGUUACAACUACGUAUUGCAUAGAAAAGAUUUUAAAACUGUCACCAGAGACUACUUACUGUUUAAAAGUUGAAGCGACACAUCUGUUCCUCCGGAAGCAGAGCAAUUUCAGUGAGGUGCAGUGUAUAAACACCACAAAGGCAAAUAGAUUGCCUGUGCCAGAAAACCUAGAAGUGGAUGCCCAGGGUAAGAGCUAUGUUCUCAGCUGGGACUACGCAUCUCCAAACGUGAGCUUCAGAGCACAGUGGCUCCCGCACUUUAAAAAAAGUGUUCCCGGAGGAGGUUCAGAUAAAUGGAGACCAGUGCCUGCCUGUGCAAAUGUCCAGACUCCACGCUGUGUCUUUCCUCAAAACACCACCCACACGAGAACGUUCUUCCUCCGGGUACAAGCCUCACAUGGAAACAACACAUCUUUCUGGUCUGAAGAGAAACUUAUUGAUUCCCAAAAAUACGCUGCCAUUCGCCCUCCGACCGUUGCCAUCACUCCCACUGGGGAGUCUCUGCUUGUCAAUGUGAGCUGUCGGGACAGUUCCAGCAAGUGUCAGGGACUAACUUACGAAAUAAGUUUUUGGGAAAUCUCUUCAAACACUAAGAGAAAAGUGGUGCAGAAUGGCCCAGAGUUCACCAUCAUGAACCUGCAGCCGCUGACUGUGUACUGCGUGGAAGCGAGAGUGUACUCCUUUGCCUCGCGGCACAAGAGCAGCAACUUCAGUGACAGGGUGUGUGAGAAAACAAGGGCAGGAAAUUCUCCUAUAAUCUGGGCCAUGACUGGACUUGGCAUUCUGUUUUUGUGUGCCCUGGUCUUUUAUGCUGGAAAGAGCAUCCUGAAAGACCUCAGCCAUGUCUUUUCAUCACCCAAGCCUCCCCCAAGUAUCCAUGAGCUUUUCUCUGAGCCGCCUUCGAAAAACCUUCUGCUUUUGACUCCCGAGGAGCACACCGAGAGGUGCUUCGUCAUCGAGAGCGCAAACCUGGUUACUGUAGCAGAAGAAAACCAUGCGCCUGAGGAAGAUCACAGAAAGUACAGUUUCCAGACCAGCCAGGACUCGGGGAACUACUCUAACGAAGAGGAAGGUACCGGGAGUGAGAGCAGCCAAGGGCUCAGGCCAUAGGACUGAGUCUGUCCGCAGUGGGCUCUUUCAGAGUUCCAUGUGGGAAGGCCAAGGAACACGCCUUUGUCCUCUUGGGACUUGAGAGAGAAGGCGGCUGCUCCUUGGGAAAGGAGGAGCAUCUGCAGAGCCCAGGCCUACAGAUGUGGCAGCUCUCCACUGCUGAUGUGGAGGGGCAGGGUCUGGAGUGAUGGACCUUCGUCUGUGAGGAGACAGGCCUAACUGAAGGUGGCCGCCCAUUUCUGCUGCCAGCUGACGUCCUGGGGUGCUGUCUUGUGCCACAGCGGUGGCCCAUUGCUGCGUAUGCCAUCUGGUGUUCUCCCACUGUUCAUUUUCUAGAAGAAAUCCAGAACAUUCGACUUUUUACUACUGCCGUAGCCCCUAAGGUGUCUCAAAGGUGCUAUUGUCUGCACUGGCACUUCCUAACCCCUAACUUGCCACAGCAGUGGCGUCUGACUAGAACUCAGAAGGGGCUGAAGCAGUGGAGAGGGGAACUCUCCAAGCCGAGGAGUUGGCGUUACAUAGUGGAUAGGCAGUCUAGCGCUUGUAGGAGCAGAAGAUGCCGGCAGCAGACGGAAGUGGAAUCAUUCCGGAAGGGGGAAGCUGGAGCACCAUUGACAGCCCGUGCCGGCUUCUGUAUGUAGCUUUUCUUUGUUCCUCUGUAAACCAGGCUGACCUCUCCUGUCCAGCAGUAUUCAGGGACCCCGUCUCAGCAUCCAUGUAGCUAAAGAAACAGUGUCAACUACUAAGGUGAAGGAAGAGUUGAUUGUGUACCGCCGUCUGCAGGUGCCUGUAACUAACUUUACGUUGCUGCUCAUGAGUGCCUGGUGUAGGCAGGUCAUCUAACGCUCCUUGUUGUGUUCCUUUCCCAGCGCCUACGAAUGUAUGAGUAUUUACAGGUGUAGACACAUGUGUGUACAUGUGUGUAUAAAGUACAGAGCCCAGCAGGCUAUGAUACUUCAGACAACUUUGUAUUUCUCCUGGGCCCUGGGGGCAGGUGUUACCGAAGCCCCCCACCUCCAGUGUAGCCUCGUGUACCUGGCCUGAUUGGUUCCUUCAGUGUCUGUCUCCCCUCUAGUGCAGAAGCUUCGCGCAGGGACCAAGUUCCCCGCUGUGCCCCAACCCCAUCAUAGUGCAGUACUCGGCACAGACGUCUUGUCCUUUUGUCUGUCUGUCUGAGGGUCUGCCGCUGCCAUGGUUUCACAGAACAAACACUGGAGCCAGUACUCUGGGUUUGGGCUUCUGUGUGCCAGGGGUGCUGAGACGAAGCCCUCCAAAGACAGUCCCAGCAGCAGGACACUGCGGACGGUGUCCUGUGGGCAGCAGCCCUGCAGACGGUGCCCUCCAAAGACAUUCCCAGCAGCAGGACACUGCGGACGGUGUCCUGUGGGCAGCAGCCCUGCACAUGACGUCACGAGGUGAGCUGUGUAGGACUGUUGCCCUCUGGCUUCCUGGAUCCGGACUGCUCACCCUUGCCAGUGUCUGUGUCACCUGUCCCUCCAUCUCACAUGUCCUGAGAUCCCUUCUGCUUGGAGGGUGAACACAACUCAUGUUUGUCAGUUUCCUUCCUCGCAGUGGAGGAAAUAAUAAAUUUAUCAUCUUUAUUCCUAAGUGUCCUUCCUGUUACUUAGUGAUAGUGACAGACCCUUCAUUACAUCCAAAACUCACCCUGGGCAGUAGUGGCGCACAAGCACUCAAGAGGCAGGCGGAUCUCUUGAUUCCAGGCCAGCCUGGUCUACAGAGUGAGUCCCAGGACAGCCAGGACUACAGAGAUAUCCCAGCCCUCCCCUCUCCUCUGUGUCUGUGCUGCAGGUGAGCACACACUUGUGCAUGAGUGUGAACGUGCAGGUGUCACAAGUGUGGAGGUCUGAGUGCGACUUGAGAUAGUCUCCCUGUGGAGAGGAAGCUCAGGGUUCCGCCUGGGGUGGUUGAGCAGUGAGCUCUGGAGAUCCGCCUGUCUGCCCCAGUGCUAGGGUUGAGCGUAAACAGCAAAGCCUGGCUUUUCUGUUAGGUGUUCGCGGUGCGCACCCAGUGCUCAUGCCGACCAAGCCCUCGCCCAGUGAGCCGGCUCCCAGACCACUUUCCGCUUUUCUUACAGCUUUUCCUGGGCUUAGGAUGAUCACACAAUUACCAGUCCUGAGGGCAGCAUAAAUACAUGUGUGUGGGGGUGAUGGACUGGUUGUAUUAACAGGAGAACAGUAUCUUCUCCAACUGGGAGAGCCCUGCAAGUCCUCGCCCCCGCCCCGCCCCCUCAGCCUGCGUCUGCGGAGGAAAUUCUGCAAGGAGCUAAUGAUGAAAAUGAAGAGGGACUUUGGCAGGGUUGAUAUCCUGGCUUUGAUGGGGAGCGGCAAAUUGGGAAGAGGAGGGGAGCUGAAAACACUGCCCCGUGGCUGCUAGCAGUUAGACAUUACUUACUGUGAACACACACACACACACACACACACACCUGGCUCCAUCCUGGAAGAAGAGGGGAGAGAGCAAUUGUGUGCUCCUGACAGAAAGUGAAGACGUUGUUGUUGUUGUUACUGUACGCCCUUCCCAGUCUCAUCGUGCUUGUUAGUAUUCGAGGAUCUGACUUACACAGAGACAGCUCUGGUUUUGGUAUGCAGGUCCAGCAUCCUCUGCGAUCUUCCCAAGAACUGCUCCACGUUCGCAUGUCGAAGUCAGCUGCAGUUUUGUGUAGUGUGCUUCCUGGAAAGAGCGUCCAUAGCGUUGCACAGGACGUAUUCUUCCAAGGUGGGCCGGGAAAUAAAGAUCCUUUUCUUCUCCCCGUCUUUUCACGGCUACUGUGGGAGACUUCAAAGCUGACUUUUGGCGGCGAGUGUAAAUGCGUGGUCAUGGAAAGUCCAUGCAUUGACAGCAUUCGCCACUAGAGGGAGACAAGUCAUCUGUUUGGGCCCAACUGGCUGCUAUAUAAGAAAAGGGUUGUUUAUCCUCUGGUGUCUGUUGGUUUUUUUUCUUGUUUCUUGUUUGUUUGUUUGUGGACAGGGUUUUUCUGUAGGCCUAUUUAUUUGAUUAUUUUUUGUUUGUUUGUUUUGAGGCAGGGUUUCUCUGUAGGCCUGGUUGUCUUGGACCUCACUCUGUAGACCAGGCUGUCCUCAAACUCAGAGAUCCACCUGCCUCUGCCUCCUGAGUGCUGGGAUAAAGGAGUGAGCCACUACUGUCGUGUAUUUGUUUCUUUGGUGGAGAUGAGGUCUCAUUGUGCAGUCCUGGCUGGCCCAGAAUUGACUGUAUGGACCAUGCUAGUCUGGCACUCAGAGAUCCUCCUAACCCUGAGUGCUAGGAUUAAAGGCAUGCCACACUAAGCCUUGCUUAGGAAAAAGAUUCUUAAAUGACCAUCAUGAUUGAAGGCAGUAGGUACCAUGCAAAGUUGCCAGAUGUAGUAAAUAAAAAUAGAACACCUACCCAAUUGAAUUUCAUUUAAAUUUCAUGUAAGUUUAGCCUAGAUAUGGGUGGGCUAGCCUUACCCUGAGCUCUGAAUACACAGCAUUUGGCCUGGAUAUGGGUGG